GCCCUUAAUCAGUUAUAGAGAUUUCUUGGUGUUGGAAAUUGGUUUUUCAUCAUCAUUAUAUUACUUAUAUUAUUGAUAUUAUUUGAUUUAUUUAAAAUUUAAAAGUGAGCUCAAAAUCCAUCAUGCAAACAAUAAAAUGUGUUGUUGUCGGUGACGGAGCGGUUGGUAAAACGUGCCUAUUAAUUUCUUACACAACGAACAAGUUUCCAUCGGAAUAUGUUCCAACAGUAUUUGACAAUUAUGCCGUAACUGUUAUGAUUGGUGGGGAACCCUACACCCUCGGACUAUUUGAUACUGCUGGUCAAGAAGAUUAUGAUAGACUUCGACCGCUGAGCUAUCCCCAAACAGACGUAUUUCUUGUUUGUUUCUCGGUUGUUUCGCCAUCCUCUUUUGAGAAUGUCAAAGAAAAAUGGGUGCCAGAGAUAACCCAUCAUUGCCAAAAAACACCUUUCCUUCUAGUUGGUACACAGACCGAUCUUCGUGAUGAUGCCGCUACCGUGGAGAAAUUAGCAAAAAAUAAACAAAAGCCGAUCACUUUGGAGCAAGGAGAAAAAUUGGCUAAAGAAUUGAAAGCUGUGAAAUAUGUUGAAUGCUCUGCCCUAACUCAGAGAGGACUUAAAAAUGUUUUUGAUGAAGCAAUCUUGGCUGCAUUGGAACCACCCGAGCCAAAACCAAGGCGUCGAUGCAACCUCCUUUAAAAUCAUUGUCAACGCUAACAUCAUUGUCAAACUAAUUCAGAAUCAAGAUUCAUGCUAAUCUCAUUGAGCAAGAGAUACAGUUUCUCUGAGAUUAAAGCUGCUUUUUUCAUCUUAUCAGCUAAUUUACGUAUUUUUGCACGUUUUUUAUCACGAAUUUUUCUCAUCUCAGCAUCUUUAGCUUCAUUCCGAGAUACAUUCAUCUGAAAAGCUUUCCAAGUAUGUUUAGGAUUUAAAAAGAACGGCCUUACCUAAAGAAAGAGAAAAAAUAAAGAAAGGUAAAUUAAAUUGAGUAUAUUAGGUUGAUAAUCAAAAAAAA
Molecule: messenger RNA, 1014 nt
Organism: Tetranychus urticae (two-spotted spider mite)
Lineage: Eukaryota; Metazoa; Arthropoda; Arachnida; Trombidiformes; Tetranychidae
Gene: Cdc42
Product: Cell division cycle 42
Biological process (GO): small GTPase-mediated signal transduction
Molecular function (GO): GTPase activity; GTP binding
Source: RefSeq, a predicted model, not a curated record